AGCGGGGCGGGGCGAGAAGCAAUGGCAAGUCCGAGGGUCGCGAGCUUCUGAUCGCCUACGUGGAGCCGGUGGAGCAGCCGCUGCGUCGCUUUCCCCUAGCCAGGAUCUUGUGCUGAAAGACAUUACCAAAGUGCCUUGGGACAGCCUACCAUUCUGACCCAUAUAGCCUGGAAAAGAACCACUGUUGCUUGUGGAGGGGUGGCCUGAACCAGUAGCUCCUUUGAUUCUGGGAUCUGCACUGAACUUGAUCUCCAUGGCACACCGGCUGCAGAUUCGUCUACUGACGUGGGAUGUGAAGGAUACCCUGAUCAAGCUCCGACGCCCUGUUGGGGAAGAAUAUGCCAGCAAGGCCCGGGCCCAUGGACUGGAGGUGGAGGCCACAGCUGUGGAACAAGCCUUCAGGCAGGCAUAUAAGGCUCAGAGCCACAGUUUUCCCAACUAUGGUCUGAGCCGUGGCCUUACUUCCCGUCAGUGGUGGAUGGAUGUGGUCCUACACACCUUCCGCCUAGCAGGGGUCCCAGAUGCCCAGGCCAUGACUCCAGUUGCUGACCAGCUAUAUGAAGACUUCAGCAGCCCUUUCACCUGGCAGGUGUUGGAGGGGGCUGAGACGACCCUGAACGGUUGCCGUAAGCGGGGUCUGAGGCUAGCAGUGGUCUCCAACUUUGACCGACGACUAGAGAAUAUCCUAACAGGCCUUGGCCUGCGAGAACAUUUUGAUUUUGUUUUGACUUCUGAGGCUGUGGGCUGUCCUAAACCGGAUCCACGGAUUUUCCGUGAGGCUUUGCAACUCGCCUGUGUAGAACCUGCAUCGGCAGCUCAUGUUGGGGAUAGUUACCGCUGUGAUUACCAGGGAUCUCGGGCUGUAGGCAUGCACGGCUUCCUGGUGGUAGGCCCAGAGCCUCUGGACUCCUCAGUCAGAGAUUCUGUACCUAAAGAGCACAUUCUACCCUCCCUACCCCAUCUCCUGCCUGCCCUUGACCUCCUGGAGGCCCCGAGCCCUAUGUCAUGAAUCUGGUGAGGAAAGUAGCUGGGACCAAAUAAACACCAGAGGCAGGGAGUCCCUUCUCUCACCUCUCCUACAGAGGGAGGUGUCUUGGCCCUCCUGCUGCAGCCUCUAUAAUAACCUAUUCUGAUCACAGAACAUCGAGGGCUUGGCAGUAGCCUGGUCUCUGAGCUCACGAAUUAUUCACACCUAUGCCCCUUUUUAAUGUACUAUUAUGUGGUGGGUAUGUAUGUGUGAAUGUGUGGAAUGUAUAUCAUGGUAUGUGUGUGUGGCAGUUGGAAGAUGAUUUUGUGAA
Grammomys surdaster is the source of this 1298-nucleotide messenger RNA. It is a transcript of the gene Hdhd3, whose product is annotated as haloacid dehalogenase like hydrolase domain containing 3. Lineage: Eukaryota; Metazoa; Chordata; Mammalia; Rodentia; Muridae. Bases 254 to 1009 code for a protein of 251 amino acids. The transcript is spliced from 2 exons. The record is from RefSeq and is a predicted model, not a curated record.